AUGGUUGAAACCCGUCCAAGACUUCUUGUUGAGUAUAUGCUCCUGAGUUUCCUCCUUUCGCAGUUUGGUUUUAGGCAUGGAUCUUCCCAGACAACUACUGAGUUGGAUCCUAAAGAAGGCUUGGAUACUAACAAUUUGAAGAUCAAUUGCACAGAUGACUGUGGACAUGGCAAAAACAGCUAUUGCCAUAUCAAAGAGUUUUCUUUUACUGGCGCCGCUUUAACUGGUUUUAUACCUAAAGAAGUAGAGGAGCUUAAGCAUUUGGAGACGCUUGAUUUAUCCAGCAAUAAGCUCACCGGUUCCAUACCCGAGACCUUGUGGAAUUUGUCAUCCCUCAUACAAUUAGACCUUUCAAGCAAUCAACUGACAGGAGGCAUAUCAGGGCGCAUUGGACACUUGCGCAAUCUUACUAUUCUCUAUCUGGGUCACAACUUCCUCACCGGACAGAUACCAUCAUCUUUGGGUGCUCUGCGUUCUCUGCAAACGUGGUCCAAUUCCCCGCCAAUUAGGAAACAUCACAACCCUUCAAAGAUUAAUCGACUCUCUGGUCGUCUUCCACCCUCAUUUAGUAAUUUGAGCAAUCUCCAAUACUUCUGGGCGGCAUCCAAUGAUCUCACUGGGGAGUUCCCGGAUUAUGGCAGUCUUAAUCAGUUGCGCUUAUUUUCAAUAUCUGGCAACUAUAUGUCUGGUCGCUUCCCAGCUGACUUCAUCAGAAAAUGGACCCAAAUCUAUUAUCUGUCAAUUGUGGGAAACAAUUUUGAAGGGAAUCUACCUGCAGAAAUUUUUAAUUUCUCCAGUCUUCAGUAUUUAAUGAUCAGUGACGUAGCAAACUCUGGUUUCCAAUUCCCACGAUCUGCGAACCUGAGCAAUAUAAACACUCUGAUAUUAAGGAACUGUUCCAUCACCGGUGAAAUCCCUGAAUACAUUGGUAAAAUGUCAAAUUUAGAAUACUUGUGA
Prunus armeniaca (apricot) is the source of this 957-nucleotide messenger RNA. The record is from the annotation of a GenBank genome assembly. NCBI's taxonomy places the organism in Eukaryota, Viridiplantae, Streptophyta, Magnoliopsida, Rosales, Rosaceae.